UAAGAGUAUAGACUUUAGUAAUAUCAAUUUUUGUACAGUUAAAAAGUUCAAUUUAAAAAAAACAAAUUACACUAAAACCGGUAUAUUCUUAAAUGACAUUGACAAAUAUAAUUGUGUGUAUUGUGAAUUGCCAAAAGUUGAUACCGGUACCUUAAAAGUUUAAAGUUCAUACUUGAUAGACGAUUCACGUUCAGGAUAGUUCAAAUAACAAUUCUUAGUUCAUUAUGCUGCUGUUAAAUUAUAACCAAAGAAUUUAUUGAUUACUUUUAAAUUUUAUUUACAUUGACAUAUUGUAUAAUUUAGUCCAAAAUAAUAAUGAAGUAAUUUUAGCAGGAAGCGACUUUAAGGAUAAGGAAUAUCUCGAUCAUUUAAUUUUAGUGAUAAAUUUGAAUUGAGCACUGAUAUUCUUCUACUUAAAUAUAUCUAAAAAUGGUUGUUUGUAAAUUUUUUCAACAAGGAUACUGCCGUUAUGGGCAGAGUUGUAGAUUUGAUCAUAUUUACGGCAGUAAAUAUUCUUAUCGAGCAUCACAAUCACAUAAUGACGGACCAAAUGAAGAAGUGUUUGACAAUAGCAUGAGACAAGGAAACUCAAACAGUGCUGCAUCAUCAAUAUUCCGAAGUGCCGUUCAAAAUAAUUCAGUUUUUAAUACUGUGCCCAAUUAUGAUCAAAAUUCCCAAUCAAGAGGAUCAGUUUUUAAUAGAUUGGGGCCACCACAGAAUCCAUCAGUGGGUUUUCAAAAUAAUCAAGCUAAAUCAAUAUUUGCUCAAGCAAAUCAGAGUACCUUCGGGCAACCAGUACAAGCUACAAAUGUUUUUCAAACACAUAAUCAGGAGGCAGCAAAAUCAAUAUUUGCUCAAGCAACUCAAAACGUAUUUGGUCCCGCACAAACCGGGAGUACUUUUAAUCAGACUACAGAUACUGCAGCUAGUGUAUUUGCCCGUGCAGCCCAAAGUUUGCACCAUAACACUCCAUUUAAUCAACAAAUGAGUUCACCUUUCGGCAAUACUGCACAAAAUAUUUUUCAAAUAUCUGAGAAACCAGCAUCAAAUGUGUUUGGUGGGGUCGGGAAUGCAUUUGAUCAAAGCAACAAUGACGAAGGCAUUUAUAGUAACUUAGAAGAUUUAUCAAGCAGUGACCUUGGAGCUUUUGAAAGUUUAGAUUUUACUUUAGGAUCCAUUCCAGAGCUACCUCCUCCUAAGAGUCUCUGUAUAUAGAUGCUACAUUAAAGUGUUAUUUAUUUUAAUAGUAUAUAGUAAAAGUUAAUGAUAAUAAUAAAACUAUUUUACUACUACACUCACACACACACAGUUUCCUUAGAUUUUAAUCUGCGUUCUCAAGUAGUUUUAAAUGUAACUUUAAAUUCACAAUUUAAUCUAUAAAUUUUUCUUAUACUAAUUCAAAAUGGUUUAUACAAAUUAUAAUAAAACCAACUGUAGUCUAUUCCAAUCGAAGAAGGAAUAUAGAUAAACAAAUCAUAGAUUUUCGUAUGCUACGCAAUUUGAUAAUAGCUCAGUUAUAUUGUGCACUACUAAUGGUCCUUGACUAAUAUAUCUUCAUUUAU
Messenger RNA from Vanessa atalanta (red admiral), 1562 nucleotides. Its product is annotated as nucleoporin NUP42-like. The record is from RefSeq and is a predicted model, not a curated record. The coding region runs from base 430 to 1215 and encodes 261 amino acids. Gene Ontology annotation, molecular function: metal ion binding. Lineage: Eukaryota; Metazoa; Arthropoda; Insecta; Lepidoptera; Nymphalidae. The transcript has 2 exons.